Molecule: messenger RNA, 912 nt
Organism: Diabrotica virgifera virgifera (western corn rootworm)
Lineage: Eukaryota; Metazoa; Arthropoda; Insecta; Coleoptera; Chrysomelidae
Exons: 3
Coding region: 104-634 (176 amino acids)
Source: RefSeq, a predicted model, not a curated record
GAGAAAACAAUGAAACAUUGGACUAUUACAAACAAUACAUGAAAAAAGGGAGGAAAAAGUUAAAGAAAAACCGAAAUCACAAUCUAAAGAGGUGUCCGCAUUCAUGGAUAAAAUGACACCUGAACAAAAAGUAAAAGCCGAUGAACUGCUUAGCCGGGCUAUCUAUUCAAGUCAAGCACCACUGGCUUUAGUAGAAAAUAUACAGUGGCAGAAGUUGUUUAAAUUUCUCAGACCUGCUUAUCAGAUACCAACCCGACACCUUGUAUCAGGCCCACUAUUAGACAGUGAGCACCUACGUGUAAAGGCUAUGGUUUCGGAAAACAUUGCUGGAGCACAUUCUGUUGGACUAAUGGUGGAUGGAUGGUCCAAUAUUAGGAACGAGGCUGUCCUAAACUUUGUUGUAACAACUCCAAAGUCAUUCCUUUUUAAAAUUAUGCCCACAGGCACUGCACCUCAUACUGCUGAAUAUAUGGCAAAAACCCUUGGUGCAGUAAUACGUGAAAUCGGUCCCCGAAAGGUAUUUGGUAUAGUCACAGACAAUGCAGCAAACAUGAAAGCUGCUUGGGCCUUGAUUGAAAAUGAUUUUGAUAAUAACAUUUUUACCUAUGGAUGCUUUGCUCAUUCUCUUAAUUGAAUAUUUACCGAUCUCAAAAAUUUAACAAGUCUGAAAUCGUUUACUGCCGAGGCUGCUGCCCUUACAAAGGCCAUCCGACAAAGCCACAUAUUAUCUGCGUGGGUAAAGGAAAAACAAAACGAAUUAAAAAUAAGUUGCAGUCUUAAACUCCCAGUGCCUACCAGAUGGGGAUCAUUAGUUCUUUGUCUACAAUCAUUGCUUGCUAACAAACAAAUAAUAAAAAGGAUGGCUAUCAAUGAAGAAGUUGAAAAGGCAGUAAGCAAACACCCAUCUUUAAA